Purpureocillium lilacinum is the source of this 2313-nucleotide messenger RNA. Its product is annotated as AP-3 complex subunit beta. Gene Ontology annotation, cellular component: membrane coat. Gene Ontology annotation, biological process: vesicle-mediated transport; intracellular protein transport. The record is from RefSeq and is a predicted model, not a curated record. Lineage: Eukaryota; Fungi; Ascomycota; Sordariomycetes; Hypocreales; Ophiocordycipitaceae.
AUGGAGUCGAUCGCGAGGAUCUCGGGUCUCAUGGAGACUGCGAGAGAGCUGACCCUCGACGCCGCCCAGGCGACGCGCAACAUGAGCAACAUGCGCACCAGCACCCGCCCGCUCGAUCGCAACCAGAUGAGGAAGCUCCUCGACAGCAGGAAUGACCGAGAGAUUCUCGAUGGCCUGCGACGGGUCAUCUCGAUGAUGUACCGAAACCACAAGACGCUACCCUUCUUCUCUUCGGUCGUGAAAAACGUAGCCUCGCCCAACAUCGAAAUCAAGAAGCUCGUCUACAUCUACCUUAUCCACCACGCCGAGCACGAGCCCGACCUCGCCCUCCUCUCCAUCAACACCAUCCAGAAGUCGCUGUCCGACACGAACCCCCAGGUCCGCGCCCUCGCUCUCAAGACCAUGUCGGGCAUCCGUGUCCCGGUCAUCAGCCAGAUCGUCUCCCUCGCCAUCAAGAAGGGCGUCGUCGACAUGAGCCCCUACGUCCGCAAGGCCGCCGCCCUCGCCAUCCCCAAGUGCUACCGCCUCGACCCGAGCCAGUCGCCGCAGCUCAUCGAAUACCUGUCUACCCUGCUAGGCGACAAGCAAUACUACGUCGCCGGCGCGGCAGUGGCCUCAUUCCUCGAAAUCUGCCCCGAGCGCAUCGACCUGAUACACAAGCACUAUCGCGCCCUGGUGCGCAAGAGCGUGGACAUGGACGAGUGGAGUCAGCUGGCCAUGCUGCGCCUGAUGACUUACUACGCGCGCAAGUGCUUUCCGAGGAGUCAAUUGUCGGACAAGCCCAGGCAAGAUACCUCGGCCGAUGACUUCUACGGUGAGUCGACUGGUGCCGCCUCGGGUCACGGCUCCUCCACGAAUCCAGAUCUGCUGCUGCUUCUCAACGCCAUACGGCCACUACUCCAGAGCCGCAACUCUGCUGUCGUUGUCGCUGUCGCGCGUUGCUACGUCACCGUUGGGACGCCCGAGUACGUCAAGCUCGCCGUUGGUCCGCUCGUUGCGUUGCUGCGAGGGGCGCAAGACAUCCAGCAGAUUGCUCUCUACAACAUCGUCUCCGUCUGCCUCCUUCGGCCAACCGACUUUGUCACAUACGCGAGCCACUUCCUGGUCAAGUCAACAGACACAGCGCCCGUCUGGGAGCUGAAAUUGGAGGUCUUGACCAUCAUCUUCCCUCACAGCCCUGUCCACGUCAAGAGUCUCAUCCUGAAGGAGCUCGAGCACUUCUCGCAAGGGUCAAAUAAGGCGCUGGUGCGAGAAGCCGUCCGCGCAAUCGGGCGAUGCGCGCAGUCCGACGCGACGACAGCCCCGCGUUGUCUGAAGCUGUUGCUUGGCCAGAUUACCAGCUUGGAUGGAACUCUCGCUGCCGAGUCCCUGACGGUCAUCCGGCACCUGAUACAGCAAGAUGCCGAUGGCCACGUUGGCACCGUGGUCAGGCUCGCGAAGAACCUCGACUCCGCCACGGAUCCGCAGGCCAGAGCCACCAUCAUCUGGCUUGUGGGCGAGUUCUCGGGGCUCAACGGCGAGGACAACAUUGCACCAGACGUUCUCCGAAUCCUGCUCAAGGACUUUGCGAGCGAGUCGGAGGCUGCCAAGCGCCAGAUCCUGUUGCUGGCAGCCAAGGUCUACCUCCACCAUAUCAAUCGCAAGAGCGAGGCCGAAAAGGAGAGGGCAGCCGAGGAAGAUCCGCCGCAAGAGUUGGAGACGCAUCCCAUCGAGCGGCUGUGGGACUAUGUGGUACUGCUUGUGCGAUACGAUACGUCGUAUGAUCUCAGGGACCGAGCCAGAAUGUAUCGAUCUCUACUGGGCGUUCCGCAGCUGGCGACGCUCAUGCUUCUGGCCCCGAAGCCCGCCCCGCAGGCCCCCAGUCCGUCCGAAUCGAGGAAGGGCUUCCUGCUUGGCUCGUCAACGUUGGUCUUGGCUGGCGGAGGCGGUAUCCACGGAUUGAGCGGAUACGAGACGCUGCCGGACUGGGUUGAGGCCGGCAAAGAGCCAGAUCCGAGACUACGAGAUGAAAACGGAGGCGGGCACUCAUCUCGGUACGACAACGAAAAGUCUGUACCGGCAAUGGAGAGGCUCGACGAUGCGGCCCGGGCGGUCCCACCGCAAAAGGCCAACGGCCUCGGAGACAAGGUUGGUGCAAAGACUCUGGACGACUGGCUGGCCGAGGAGGAAGACAGUGGGGAGACGGAGGAGGAGACGGAAGAAGAGACGGACGAGGAGGAGGAAGAAGAGGAGGAGAGCGAUGAGGACGGGGAGGACGAGGAGGACGAGGAGAGUGACGACGAUGGAGAAAAUGACAGGUUGGUCAAACAGUGA